AUAAUUAAGAUAACUAACAAGUGACUGGGAUUUUUGUCGGCAGGUUGGUAAUCAAAUUUAAAUGUCACAAUUUUAUAGUCAAUUGUCAUUCGUUUUUGAGAGGCAGUCGCUAACAUAUCCGUCACCUGACACAAUCUGAUAUCACAGACUUAAAAGAUUACUAAUCAAUAAUUCAGUAUUGCCAAUAGAUUUUUUUGUCACAAUCAUUUACAGUCACUUGGUAUUAAAUAGACACGAAAAAAACGUGAAAACACAAAUAAAGUUUUAAACAUUACGGCAUAAACAGUUCAUAAAAAAACUAGUGUAACUACUGCCGAAUGGAUUUAAUUGAAAUUGCUCACAAACUUUCUGAUGCAGCUAUUUCAAUCAAUUUGUAAGAAAAUCAAUAAAGCUUAUCCUUGAUACUAUAUUCCUAAUUAAAUAAGACUCCAUAGGAGUGCCCAACUAAAAUAUAUCCAACUCCAGUUGAAGCAAUGGCAUCAGAGACUCCGAACCAAAAAGGCGGCUUCUACCCCAACUGUGACGUUAAUGUGUGGUUACGAUCCUGCACCGAAGAAAUCUCGGAACCGAUCACAGGUACCAUCACUGGUACCAUUCCAACUUGGCUCCGGGGUUGUCUUCUACGCAAUGGUCCCGGUUCGAUCAAAGUUGGCAAUGAUUAUUUCGGCCAUCUUUUUGACAGCUCGGCUCUACUUCAUCGGUUUUCCAUCAAUGAAGGCAGGGUUACCUAUCAGUGCCGUUUCCUCCAAUCAGAAGUGUUAAAACGGAACCGGGCAGCCAAUCGGAUUGUUUUGACGGAAUUUGGUACCAAAGCGGUACCUGACCCGUGCCGAACCAUCUUCCAAAGGGUUGCUUCAAUUUUUUCUCCAAAUUCGGACGACAUUUCGGAUAAUUCAAUGAUUUCGGUUUAUCCAUUCGGAGACGAAAUGUUUGCUUUCGGGGAAAUCCCGAUUAUUCAUAAAAUUGAUCAAGGCACUUUGGAAACAAAAGACAGAAUAGACGUUAGCAAGUUUGUUUCAAUUGUCCAUCAUACGUCACAUCCGCAUGUCAUGAAAGAUGGAACUGUAUUUAAUUUGGGAUUGACAAUUUACCCGUCUGGUCCUUAUCACACAAUUGUCAAAUUUCCCUCAGGAAAAAAUAUGUUUGAAGGUGCUGAAAUUUUUGCAGGAAUCCCCGCAAGAUGGCCGCUACACCCCACAUAUAUGCACACUUUUGGCCUAACUGAAAAUUAUUUUGUUAUUGUUGAGCAACCUCUAAGUGUCUCUGUGGGUGGUAUGAUAAUGAAUAAGAUUAAAAAUGAGCCAAUGGCGAGUAGUUUCCGCUGGUACCAACAUGAAAAAACACAAUUUAGCUUAAUUAGUCGCAAAACCGGCCAACUGGCUUACAAAUUUCACUCAGAAGCUUUCUUUUACUUACACAUAAUCAACCAAUACGAAACUUACGAUCACGUGAUUGUUGACAUUUGCACGUACCGCAAUCCUGAAAUGCUGGACUGUAUGUACACUAGUGUAAUGAAGAAUAUGCAACAUAAUCCGAACUAUGCCGAAAUGUUCCGAUCAAAACCUCUCCGUUUCGUACUUCCCCUAAAACCGGCCGAAACAAAUUCGAAUCUCAUCCAACUGUCAGACACAAAUUGCGAAGCCUACUACCAACCUGACGGCGAAAUAAUCAUAAUACCGGAAAAAUUGUCAGAUCUGGGCUGUGAAACCCCGAGAAUUAACUACGAGCAAUAUUUAGGAAAGCAGUAUCGAUAUUUUUACGCUAUAAGCGCUGAUGUCGAUGCGGCGAAUCCGGGAACUAUUAUUAAAGUUGAUACUGUGACAAAAACAUCUAAAACUUGGUGUGAACAUAACUGUUAUCCCAGCGAACCCAUUUUUGUACCACGGCCCAAUUGUCGGUUUGAGGAUGAUGGGGUGGUACUCGCGGCCAUGGUGUGGGGCGGAAAAGAUACAAAUCAUGUCGGCUUGAUUAUUUUGGAUGCGGAAAGUUUUACAGAAGUGGCAAGGGCGGAGUUUAGGACGCCGGGGCCUGUACCUAAAUGCUUACAUGGAUGGUUUUUACCGAAUUAAAUUUGAAUCACCCUGUAGAAUAUGAAUUCAGGUGUGACAAGGACAACACAGUGGUCACGUGACCCAACUGUCAAGACAUUUCAGAAGUGUCAAAAUUUUUCGUUUUAUUUAUUUUUUACUUCAUCAAAAGGAGCAAGGGAUAUUUUGGUGGUGCGCACUGUGUUCGGAUAACUGGGAGAAUGUUUUUUAAAACUCAAAGGUUAUAAACACUUAUUUUUACUACUCAAAUAUUUAUUUACAUCAAAAUAUAAUCUUCUACAAAAAGUAUACACUUGUUUAAACUAAAUGCUUAUUUUACUCUGUACCCUACAGUACUGUAAACUUAAAUUAUCAAUAAAUAAUACUUCAGCACGUGUUAAUAAAUUGCAUAAUAUAAAAUUUGACAAUAAAUUUAAAAAUGUACAAAACUGUUUCCA
Molecule: messenger RNA, 2485 nt
Organism: Tribolium madens (black flour beetle)
Lineage: Eukaryota; Metazoa; Arthropoda; Insecta; Coleoptera; Tenebrionidae
Gene: ninaB
Product: carotenoid isomerooxygenase
Exons: 8
Coding region: 474-2069 (531 amino acids)
Biological process (GO): retinal metabolic process; carotene catabolic process
Molecular function (GO): carotenoid dioxygenase activity; beta-carotene 15,15'-dioxygenase activity
Source: RefSeq, a predicted model, not a curated record